CUCAUUUCUUUGUGAUCACUGGCCAGUUCAAAAAGCACAUUUGAAUGGCUAAAGUCCUGACCGGAAAACCGUUGAUGAGUGACUGGGACUGUCGGAAAAUUAUUGAAUUUUCCGACCAACAGGUAAGUUUUUCCGAUGUUGUUUUUGGAUUCUUAGAAGAAGAAGAAGAAGAAUCACCUAAGAUUUCUUGCAACUCCAUUGAUUAUAUUGAGGAUGAUGAAGAUAAUUCUUGUACUGUUGAAGGCAAUAGAAAAUUUUGGGAAACCCAAAAUGAACUUCUUAAGGCAACAUUAUAUAGAACUAGUUCCUUCGAAACAAAAAUUCGCCAAACCACAAAAGACGCAAUUAGGGAAAUUAAGCAACUAGGGUUGCAUUGCCGGUGUCACAAUCCGGCCACCGGAGAGUGCCGGAAUUGUUUGCGUAAAGAGAUUUCAUUGAGGCUUCGAACCAAAGGUUAUAAUUGUGCCAUUUGCAAGUCCAAGUGGAAGAGCUCUCAAGAAAUCCCAUCAGGAGAGCAUACUUACUUGGAAGUGAUAGAGAAGUUAAGUUCCAAGAAAGGAGAAGUAAGAGUGGUAAUUGAAUUAAAUUUUCGAGCCGAAUUCGAAAUAGCAAGAGCGAGUGAAGAUUAUAAUCAACUGAUGAACAAUUUACCAGAAAUAUUUAUUGGAAAAGCAGAGAGAUUAAAGGCCUUAAUCAAAAUAUUAUGUUCAGCUGGAAAAAUGUGCAUGAAGGAGAAGAAAAUGCACUUAGGUCCAUGGAGGAAGCACAAGUAUAUGCAGUCUAAAUGGUUAGGCACGUGUGAGAGGACAACAGUACCGGCGGUUCCAUUGCCGGUGGGAUAUUCCGACCGGCCGGCCAAGCCUAGAGCCUCCAUGUUAACUUAUGAUUUGCUGGACACUUUGCCUGUCUUGCACUACUACAGUUAAAGUUUUGUGACGGUUAAAAGAAAAAAAUAAUAAAUUUGGAUUUUUUUUUUUUUGAGUUUUAAAAAUAAGAGUAUGGUGUUUGCAAAAUGCAAAUUAUGUAUGAAGGUGAAGAACUUGUGUGAGAGGAGUGUAAUAAAACGGAAAAAUGGUAAGAAUUGUAUAUAUGAGAAUUGAUUAA
Molecule: messenger RNA, 1104 nt
Organism: Jatropha curcas
Lineage: Eukaryota; Viridiplantae; Streptophyta; Magnoliopsida; Malpighiales; Euphorbiaceae
Product: sugar phosphate exchanger, putative (DUF506)
Source: RefSeq, a predicted model, not a curated record